AUGAAAGUUCAAUAAAAGAGUAUAAAUUUUAACACUGUAAAUUUUCAAUUACCUCGAGAUGUCCAAGAAGAAGGAGCAAUCAAAGACAUAGAAUCAUUUGAAAUUUCUUUACCUAAAUUAAUUUUUAGUUAUAUUUUAUAUAUAUUAAGUUUUGGAAUUGUAUAUUUAUUUACGAGAUGGUCUUUAAGUUUUAGAAUAUAUUUAUAAAUGAUUCCUUGCAUACCGAAAAAUGCUUAAUUUUUAAAGAUAAUUUCCUUAGAUGAAACUGAAUGUAUUGAAAAAGUAUAUUAAAAGUAAAUGAAGAUAAACGAAAAUGAAAAAACUUAUAUGGUGUUUACAUUUAGACUAUAUAAAUAUUUUUAUGAUUAAAUACAAAAUGUAUUUAUUCCAAUAGAGUUUACAUUAAAUUAAAUGAUAAAUAAUGAUAUCCACAAGCAAUAUACAAAAGGGAUAAAAACAGAAUAAGAAUUAAAAUAAUUUUAAUAAAUAUAUGGAGAAAAUAACACAUAAAUACCAGAUAAAUCAAUAUUAAAAAUAUUUAUAGAUGAAGUAUUGUCACCUUUUUAUUUAUUUUAAGUAUUUAGUGUAGCUUUGUGGUACUUGGAAGACUAUUAUUAUUUUGCUGGUGUGAUUUUCUUUACAUCUGUAAUAUCUAUAAUUGUAAGCUUAAAUGAUGCAUACACUAACUACCAAAAAUUAAAGAAAAUGUCAUUUUUUGAAACUAAAGCAUAUGUAUAUCGAUACUCUUAGGACUAAAUUUAAAAUGAAAACGGAUAAUAUUAAUUAUUUGAAAAAAUAAAUUUAAAAAAGUAAAAAAUAAGCUCUUUACAUUUAGUUCCAGGAGACCUUAUUGAAAUUUCAGACGGAGAAAUUAUGCCUUGUGAUACAAUUCUUUUAAAUGGAUAAUGUGUUAUGAAUGAAUCUAUGCUUACAGGCGAAUCUAUUCCGAUAAUCAAGUCAUGUCUCCCACAUAAUAAUAAUAUAUAUAAUGUUAAUGAAGAAGGAAAAUAAUGCACUUUAUUUGCAGGUACAAAAUGUAUUGAAACUAGAUUUUAUUAAAAAGGAAAAAUGCCUGUUCUUGGUUUAGUUUCUUAAACCAGCUUUUCGACAAUGAAAGGAUAAUUGGUACGUUCUAUACUUUAUCCUAAAUAAAAUUAGUUUAAAUUUUAUGCUGAUUCACUUAAAUUUAUUGCUGUUUUGUCUGCUUUGUCUGUUUGUGGGUUUCUCCUGUCACUCAAAUAUCAAUUAGAAGGUAUUAAGGAAGGCUAUAUUGAUAUAAAAUUUAUGAUUCUUCAUAGCUUUGAUCUUAUUACUAUUACUGUUCCUCCUGCUUUGCCAACAUGCUUAUCGAUUGGAAUUAGCUUUGCCCUUUAAAGACUUAAAAAAAUAAAAAUUUAUUGUAUUUCUCCCCCAAAAGUUAAUAUUUGUGGAAAAGUCACAAUUAUGUGUUUUGAUAAAACUGGAACUUUGACAGAAGAAGGACUUGAUAUGUAUGGAAUUAGACCCGUAAUUUAUCAAAAGUAGAAUAAAAUAAAGUUUAUCAAACUUUAAACAGAGAUUAAAUAUAAUUAUUAAGAAAAAUAAAUUGAUUUUGGAAAGAUUUUUGGUAAAGAAAAUGCAUUUUUUUAAAUUCAAAGAGAUACGGAAAAUACGUUUUUGGAAUGUAUGGCUUCUUGUCAUAGUUUAACAAGAGUAAAAGGAGAAAUUAUAGGUGAUCCUUUAGAGAUAAAGAUGUUUGAAAGUACAUAAUGGGAAUUAAUAGAAAGUAAUUUAGAAAACAAAUACGAUGAAUUAAUUUCUGCAAUUGUUUAGCCUGUUUCUCGUCCUGAAAAAGCUAUUGGAAUUUGUAAUAGAUUCGAAUUUUCAUCGAAACUACAAAGAAUGAGUACUGUAGUUAAAAAUUUGGAAUAAAAAGACAUAUUUAGGUUACAUGUAAAAGGUUCUCCUGAAAAAAUAUUCGAGUUAUGUAUUCCUAGUACUAUUCCUGAAAAUUUUCACACAGUUUUAGACUUUUAUGCAAGAAAAGGAUUCCGUGUUUUGGCCUUUGGGAUAAGAGUCUUUAAAGCUGAUUAUAGGUAAAUUUUGAAAAUGGAAAGAGAAUAAAUGGAAUAAAUGCUUACUUUUGUUGGAUUAAUUAUAAUGGAAAACAAACUAAAACCAAUAACUUCUUAAAUAAUAUAUCAACUUUAAUCAGCAAAUAUUCGCACUAUUAUGGUUACAGGAGAUAACUCUUUAACUGCGAUAAGUGUGGCAAGAUAAUGUAAUAUUAUAUAUAAUGAUUAGAGAGUUUAUUUUGGGGAUAUGUAAGAUAAAAAGGAAUUUGAAAGACAAAGAAUUAUUUGGAGAGACUUUGAGAAUUCCGAUAAGAUAUUAGAUGAUGAAAACUUAGAACCUUUAAAUGGAAUAAGUGAAUAUAAAGAAAAAAAUGAAGAAAUAGAGGAAAUUAAGGAAGAAAAGUAAUAUUUUGAAUAAUUGGAAUAAUAAUAAGAUUAUGUAAGUGAAAUUAAUAGUUCGGUUAUAAGAAGAUAAAAUAGCGCUUUAAAAAAGGUUAAUUUAUCAAGAAGUGUGAGCAAGAAGAAUUCUAUAAAAAUAACAAAUAAUCAAAAUAUUUUAAAUAACGAAGAAAGUUUAUACUCUGAAAUUUUUCCUUGGUAAAAUUAAGAAGAUUUCACAUUGGCUAUAACAGGACGAGUUUUUUAAAAAAUGAUUGAAGAUUCAAGUUUAAAUUAGAAUAAAUUAAAUUUAUUCAAUAUUAUGUUAUAAAAAACUUAAGUUUUUGCUAGAAUGAAACCAGACUAAAAAGCUUAAUUAAUUCAACAUUUAUAAAAUCUUAGUUGGGGACCUACAUGUGGAAUGUGUGGAGAUGGGGCUAAUGAUUGUGGCGCUUUAAAAACUGCAGAUAUAGGAAUUUCAUUAUCAGAUGCAGAGGCAUCUAUUGCAGCUCCAUUUACUUCUAAAAUUUAAGAUAUAUCUUGUGUAAUUUAAUUACUACUAUAAGGAAGAGCAGCUCUAGUUACAAGUUUUUCUUGUUUUAAAUUUAUGGCUCUAUAUUCAACUAUUUAAUUUACUACAACUACAAUAUUGUAUAUUGUACAUUCUUUACCUUCUGAUUUCUAAUUUUUGUAUUGGGAUUUGUUUAUAAUUAUACCUCUUGCUUUCUUUAUGGGUCUAACUGACGCAGAAGAAAUUCUAUCAAUAUAGGUUCCUUCGUCAAGAUUAAUAUCAUUUUAAGUACUUUUUUCGGUUAUAAGUUAAUCACUAAUAAAUAUAAGUUUUUAAGCAGGAGUAUUUUAAUAUCUCAGAAACUAAAAAUGGUAUCUUUCAGCAAAAGAAGCACAUAUAUAUAUAGGUGAUUUAAAUGAUGAAAUAUCGAAAUAAAAGUGUUAUGAAGGAACAAGCUUGUUUUUUUUUAAUAUUUACUGA
Molecule: messenger RNA, 3423 nt
Organism: Ichthyophthirius multifiliis
Lineage: Eukaryota; Ciliophora; Oligohymenophorea; Hymenostomatida
Exons: 4
Cellular component (GO): membrane
Molecular function (GO): ATP hydrolysis activity; ATP binding; P-type transmembrane transporter activity
Source: RefSeq, a predicted model, not a curated record